Messenger RNA from Sesamum indicum (sesame), 841 nucleotides. RefSeq lists its product as uncharacterized. The record is from RefSeq and is a predicted model, not a curated record. NCBI's taxonomy places the organism in Eukaryota, Viridiplantae, Streptophyta, Magnoliopsida, Lamiales, Pedaliaceae.
UCAAGCGACGGCUAUCCGUCGCUAAAGCAAAAAAUAAAUACAGGUGUGACUAAUGUGAGUCCCCCUUCAUAAAAGCCGCCAACGAAACCCUUUUAUAUACCCUUCCCACCUCCCACCAAAAGCCCCCACCCUCCUUCUCUUUCUCUCUCUAAAACUAUACAUAUAUACACGCAUGCUGUACGUAUAGGUGCAGCCAUGGCACUCAGCUACACGAGCAUGGGGCCGGCGUACCUUUUCAGAAGUGAGACCGGGUACACGGAGUUGGAGAAGAGGCAGCUGUUCUUGAGAAGCUACCAGUUCUCGAGGAAGCAGAGUGUGGCUGAGAGGAUCAAGAAAUCGUUCUUCAGAGUGAAAAAGGUGAUGUGGGUUCGGUUCAGAUCGGCCAGAAAGCUGAGGAAGAUGCUGUGGUUGAAGCUCAAGAAUGGCCUCUUUUUCACCACCAGGAGAAGAAGGUUGUUCCUGCGUCUGCAUAACACUAGCUACGGUUUUUGCCACGGUUCUUCAAAGGGAAGUUCGUGGCAGUCUUCUUGUUUAUGGUAGGAUCGAUGAUUUCCUUUUUUUUCUUUUUUUCCAUUUUUAAGUAAAACUGUUUGAUUUGGGAUUUCAGUGUAGUAACUUAUUAUAUGUAAAACUUGGCUUAAAGUAUGAGUUGUUUCUCGUGCUGGUCUUGUUUAUACAUUUGCGACGGAUGUUUCUUGGGAAGAUUUGUUUGUGUAUAGGGUUUGAAUGAAUUUUUGGUGGUGGUGGUGCUGCUGCUGCUGAUGAUGAUGAUGGGAAUUCCUGUAGUAUAGCCAUGUAUAUAUGUUAGUUGCAUUAAUGGGGCUAUUUUUUAGAGGUAGAC